This is a messenger RNA of Dunckerocampus dactyliophorus (ringed pipefish), 3486 nucleotides long. RefSeq names its product plakophilin-3-like. Gene Ontology annotation, biological process: cell-cell junction assembly; cell-cell adhesion. Gene Ontology annotation, cellular component: cytoplasm; nucleus; adherens junction. The transcript has 13 exons. Bases 101 to 2371 code for a protein of 756 amino acids. NCBI's taxonomy places the organism in Eukaryota, Metazoa, Chordata, Actinopteri, Syngnathiformes, Syngnathidae. Gene Ontology annotation, molecular function: cadherin binding. The record is from RefSeq and is a predicted model, not a curated record.
CAAAGAGUCCGUCCUCCAGUCCCGGCCCGCCACCUACACCCGCCCGUCCUCGCUCUCCUCCUGGCCUCUCCUCGUCUAUUUUCCCCCUCCCCACUGCAGGAUGAGCGCGGCGGCGGCAGACGGCUGCUUUCUGUCCGCCCUGCAGCCCAACUCCUCCCGCACAGCCUACGUGGUUCCCUCCGAUGGUCGGUGUUCGGACGCGGGGGCCAAGGCCCGGAGGGUCCAGGAGCAGGUCCGACUACGGCUGGCAGAGAAGAAGUCCUCGUCCCUGCCCAGGCUGGACGACUCUCUGUUCGUAUCAACAGCAGAAUACUCCCUCCCAGCUGCAAGAGGCUUCAGUUCCAGAUCCAUGAUACACACGCCGAGCCGCGUCAUGGCUGUUGCCACAAUGCCGUCCUCUGGCUUCUCCUCUCGCUCUGCCGUGGAGACCUCCUCCAAGGUACGAGCCAGCGUGGCCCAAAGCUUCCAGGCUGUGCAGACCAACAGCAGGAGCAGGCGCUCCAAGUCGCUGUGCCAGGCGGACCAGGGGGGGCCUCCUCUGCCGGUUCCCUCGGAGAAUGUCCCGCCUGCCUCUGGCACGUUGAGGCGCACCCUCAGCGGGACUCUGGCCCAGGGGCGGGGCUACUGGCAGGAGGAGGAGAUGCCGCCUCACUUCACCUACAAAGGCCCCUCCCACCGCACCAUCAGCCGCAUCGCCAACCGCCAGCAGCACUACCAGCACCACAGCUCAGCCUACAGCCAGGAUGGAUGGGUAGGGCCGCCACGAGGGGACGGCUGGGCGGGGCCACAGUGGCAUGUGCCAAGGACCGGCCUCAGUUUGGGGGUGGGUCAGUACCAAACCUCCAUGCAGCGAGCGCCAUCUCUACGCAGCGUCAGGAGCGUGGGAAAGGGUAUGGACGUCCUGGAUGGAGCGUCCAUGCACAGCAAUGACCACCUGGGGGGCAUGCAAGGACUGGAUGUGCACACGGCUGUCAGAUAUUUGUCCGAGCCAGACGCCGCCUUGCAGAUCCUCGGAGCUGCUUACAUUCAGCACCAGUGUUACCAUAGCAAUGAUGCCAAAAACCAGGUCAGAGUUCUGCAAGGUAUCCCUGCUCUGGUCCAACUUUUCCCCAGUGACAACCUGGAAGUGCAGCGCUUUGCCACUGGCGCCACCAGGAACAUCAUCUACGAGAACACCCACAACAAGGCGGCGCUCAUCGACGCUGGGGGAGUGGCUCGCCUGGUUAGCAUCAUGAGUGAACCUGAUGAGGAGCUUCGAAAGAACGUCACAGGUGUGCUAUGGAACCUGUCAUCCAGAGACAACCUAAAGGAGAAACUGUGCAGAGAAGCUUUGUCGGACCUCAGCAACAAAGUCCUGAUUCCCCUUUGUGGAAACAUCCCACUCAGCCCAUCUGAGAAGGACGUCUUCAGCAACACCACAGGCUGCUUCAGAAACCUGAGCUCAGUGAAUCAGAGGACCAGAGAGAGGAUGAGAGACACUCCAGGUCUUGUGGACUCUCUGGUCUCCUACAUCCAACAGGAAGUGAGUGCAGAGGACAAAGGUUUGGAGAACUCACUCUGCAUUUUGAGGAACCUGUCCUACCAGCUGUACUCAGAGCUCCCUACCUCAGUCCGACUCCGCCUGGAGGGUCCGACCAGAGGCUCCGCCCCCAGGGACAGCGAGGCCAUCGGCUGCUUCACCAUGUACAGCAAGAAGAGCAUGGAGCACCAGCGCAAUCUGAGUCUGGCCAUCCUGUCUGAGGUGUCCAGGGAACCAAGGGGCUCAGAGUGGCUGUGGCACCCCAAGGUGGUGGCCUUGUACAAGCAUGUUAUGCAGAACAGCGAGAGCAGCUCCAUCAGUAAAGAAGCGGCCGUCGGAGCCCUGCAGAACAUCACCGCCGGAGACGGCAGGUGGGCGUCGGUGCUGAGCUUGGUGGUGCUGGAGCAGGAGAGGAUGCUGCCCACGCUUCUCGACCUGUUGGACACCAACAAUGAGGCAGAGCUACGACCUCUCACCGCCCUCCUGAGGAACCUGGCCAGACAUACCCCCAACAAGGACCUGAUAGCCAAGAACAUGGUGAACGUCCUUGUGUCCAAGCUGCCCAGCGAUGGCCUCCAGAAGACGCCAUCCAGCGAGGUGGUGGUCAACAUCUGCGGCGCCCUCAACCACCUGGUCACCUGCAGCUCCCUGGCAGCCCGGGACAUCUCGUACUUCAACGGCCUGCCCAAGCUGGUGGGCAUCAAGGCGUCCCAUGACGGCAGCUCCGGAGGUCUUAAGGCUGCCAGAGCUGCGUCCACUGUCCUCUGCAACAUGUUCCAGUACAGCAAGCUGCACAAAGACUACAAACUGAAAGGAUUUGCUCGCCGGGACUUUGCGGACGGCACCAUCUAAACUGCUGGGUUGGUUGUUUGCCUGCCCUCUGGGCCGGUUGCUGCUGCGUGUAAACGGAAACGAGGAAGACAGACAACGACCUGAAUGCGCUGCAAGUACAGGAAGAGACUAAAGUGGAUCCAAGCCAACAGAACCAUUUUUUAACUUGACUGAGGAUGACUUGUUACUUUCAUUUCAAAGCACUACAAAUAUUGCUUUUAAAAGGAUAUCGCUGGAGCAUUUACUUCCACUGAGGCUGUGUUUCAAUUGCUUAGCAUUUUGAGUGUGUGCAUGGUUGCAAUUAACAGUCAAAAAGGAGAGCAGAGAAAUAUUGCGAUCAUCAUUUCCGGUCAGUGCGCAAGGACAUGAAUGGUGCUGUCAGGAACUAAGUACCCAGUGUACAUAGUAUACUGUACUUAUUGAAGUGCAAGUGAACUGAAACACAGCCUCUCACAACUCCCUAAAUAUGUUAACCUCUUUUUCUCACUCACAACUAUCCUUGAUGUAGUGUGCAUGCCGGGCCACUAGGGUGGCGCUGUUACACAGCAUCAAGUGUACUUUAUGAAGUUCAACACGAUGAAGUGUACUUGUUAGCAAGAGUGACGGCGGACCAGAAAACGUCUACAUUGCUCAGGCAAGUGUACUAACUACCUAACUAACCCUGGAACAUAUUAGAUUUUUUUAUAUAUUAGAGUUAUAAAACUCUUAGAGGCAGUCGUCCUCUUAGUUAUUGAGUCACGUGCGGCCAAUUAAACGUGUCGAUUGUCACGUAGCAUUCCAAACGACUGGGAAGUCCCAAAUUUUAGUGCGUCACAGGCGGCGGCGUCGUCAUUGUUGUGUGACGUCAUGUGUCACGCCAUUUUGGCACGAGACAGCAGCUUCACAGAACUUUUCCUCCUCUGAGGUUAAUUAUUUCCCGCUUUUCUGGCACACGAGUAAGAACUGUCUCAAUGUAAUGGAGAAUUUUGUGUAAGCAAACUAAAUGAGCGGCGCGUGAUGACGUCACUCAACAAAUAAACUCAACUGUCCUGAUGCCUUUUUGCUUCACGGGACGCUUAACAUACAUGUACCUGCUUGUGUAGUUGUACGGUUGUUGUGUUUUUGGAAACUAAAGCUUCAUUAAAGUAUACAUGAUA